AACUGAGAGAGAGAGAAACAUGGAUUCUCCUCUCUGGUUGGAAUACCGAAAAUUGGUUCUGACCUCAAGAGGGAACUCCGGGUGUCUCUCCUUCUCCUCCAAGUUCUCUCUCAAUCUCCCUUCUUCUUACCACCAAAAAUGCAACAGAGGUUUGACACCAGAUAUAGUCACCUAUAAUACCCUGAUAAAUGGUCUCUGCAGGGCAGGUGAUGCUUUGAUCAAUUUGUUUAAUUUCAUAUUGUAUAGUACAGCUUGCUCCGCAAAUGCAGGUUUGGCAGAUGAAGAACCAGACUGCGUCUUAGUGCCGUUCACUGAGCUAAAGGUUCCGGCGAACCCAGCCUUGGCUGGUCGCGAACCCAGCAAGGCUGGGUUUCAACCGAACCCAGCCUUGCUGGGUUUCCAAUCCAGCCUUGCUGGGUUCGUCGAAACCCAGCCUUGGCUGGUCGACGAACCCAGCAAGGCUAGGUUUCCAUCGAACUCGAAAGAAAGAAAGAGAAAAGAAGAAGGGGAAGAAAGGGAUUGGGAGGGUGAGUGUGAGUGUGAGUGUGAGGAUGAGGGAUACAAUUCCCUAACAAGUACACUAUGCAAGAAUAGGAAGGUUCAUGAAGCUAAGGAAAUGUUUGGUGAAAUGAAAAACAAAGGUUUCAAACCAGACACAUUCGCUUUUAAUUCUCCAAUAUUUGGUCUGUGCAAGGUGAAUGAAAUGGAAGAGGCCUUAACAGUGUAUCAUGAUAUGUUGGUUGAGGGUGUUGUUGCCAACACAGUGACAUACAACACACUAAUUCAUGCUUUUCUGUGGACUGGUGCCAUUCAGGAGGCACUCAAGCAAGCUUGUUAAAGAUAUGUUAUUUAGAGGAUACCCUCUGGAUGAGAUCACCUAUAAUGGCCUAAUUAGGGCACUCUGUAGAGCUGGGGUCUUGGAUAAAGGAUGAGGGUUGUUUGAAGAAAUGUUGACGAAGGGACUUGUCCCGAACCAUGUUUCCUGUAAUAUUGUGAUCAAUGGCCUCUGCUGCUCCAGGAGAAUGAAUAAUGCACUUGAGU
Molecule: messenger RNA, 1041 nt
Organism: Rubroshorea leprosula
Lineage: Eukaryota; Viridiplantae; Streptophyta; Magnoliopsida; Malvales; Dipterocarpaceae
Source: the annotation of a GenBank genome assembly